CUUCUCUUUCAAGGCGCGCCCAUUGGAUACCACGUGGGUUAUCGCGGAGUGAACAUAGAGGAGACAGGUGAUAGGAUUACCUAACCACCAACAAAAACAAGCACCGAUCACUAUCAACGGGAGAAAUUUGAAGGAGGCCACUUCUUUCACUUAUCUAAGAAGUAUCGUUUCAGAAGCAAGCUGCACGGAUGAGGAUGCCAAAGCCAGGUCGGAAAGGUAAGACAGACCUGUAUUAGUCUGAUGCCAAUAUGUAUACUUACAGCAUGUAGCAUGGAGAGCGAAAUUCAGAUAAACUAUAAAUUCGUUUUGUCGAAAUUAUUCCAUCGCUGUGGGUUAUUUUCUCCUAUACUGGGUUUCUUUGCUCUAAAAUAUAUAAAUAUAGUUGCGAAGAAAACCCGUAAAUUUUAUAGACGUCGAUGGAACUACAAUGCCAUGUUGCAUUCGGCGUAACUUUCACGUUUUCCAUAGAAUUAACUUGUUAAAAACUACUCCCAAAUAAAAAUAUCUUCCCCAACCUUUUUAUUUGUACUCCUGUAAUAGAAACCAUUUUUACGGAAAAUAUUAAGCUGUGUAUUAGCGUUAACUGGAAAUGUAAUCUGGCUAAUUCUUAUUUGCAUUAGCAUCUUGACUUUGACGUUCUGACUGAUUUCCCUCAGAUGCGAAUAAAGUAUUUACUAUAAACAAAUUGCUAUCGCUAUCACUCACCUCCGGAAUAUUUACUGAAAGAGCUGUU
This is a messenger RNA of Trichobilharzia regenti, 733 nucleotides long. NCBI's taxonomy places the organism in Eukaryota, Metazoa, Platyhelminthes, Trematoda, Strigeidida, Schistosomatidae. The record is from the annotation of a GenBank genome assembly.